This is a messenger RNA of Pseudo-nitzschia multistriata, 898 nucleotides long. The record is from the annotation of a GenBank genome assembly. NCBI's taxonomy places the organism in Eukaryota, Bacillariophyta, Bacillariophyceae, Bacillariales, Bacillariaceae.
CAAAAACGACGACGCACCGGGGCUGCGCAUCGUAGUUGAGUGACGCAACGCAACGCAACGCAACACAACACAAAUCAAAACAAACCAACGAAGCGCAACCACGAUGGGUUCCGACGAUUUGCAAGACCAGCUCAGCCACUACGCAAAGUUCGUGGAAACCGUUCUGAAGCCGAAGCUCUCGAGCGCAGAAUCGGAAGCGGGCGUGGUUCGGGCCGAGAUUGCGGAGUACCGCGAAUUGAAAGCAAAGGCGGACGAGCGCACCAAAAAGGGCUUGGCCGGCGAGCCGCUCGAGGCCCUGGUCGACCUGGGGCACGGAGCCCUGUUUUGCAACGCGGUGGUCCGCGAUCCGGACAGGAUGUUCGUAAAGGUCGGGCUGGGAUUCCACGCAGAAAUGACCCUCGCCGAGGCCUCGGAGUUCGCUUCCAAGCGAAUUUCCUAUCUCCGGGCCAAUCGAUUGGAAAAGAGGGAAUCCGAAAUCAAGGAGAUCCAGGGCCACAUCCAGUCGGCCUCGAUGAUUCUCGACCAAUUGCACGCAGAAAUGAGAAACUCGUGAGGUAGUGAAAGCUACGCAACAAAUACCGUUCGGAACUCUCUCUCUCUCUCUCUCGGAUAGAUGAUAAUCAUUGGAGAGCAAUCGAAACUUCUCUGCCGCUUCUACCGCUAUUGCCUGGAUGCCACGAAUUCCCUGCAAUGAUUCUCUGGGAGUUCUCUAUGCGACAUUGAGCUCCCGCUUCUCUUCCCUUUGACGCAAAGCAUACAGCCAGAUGAUUCUCAUCGACUAGGUUUCCUUUCGAGAAUGCUCUCGUCAAAAUCAAAGUCCUACUGGAUGGAUCGAAAGACAGAGAGACAAAGAGCUGACAACAGAAAACUACGACAACAAUAGAUAUUGUUCUGUUUG